Messenger RNA from Symbiodinium natans, 5100 nucleotides. The record is from the annotation of a GenBank genome assembly. NCBI's taxonomy places the organism in Eukaryota, Dinophyceae, Suessiales, Symbiodiniaceae.
AUGGAGAAUGCCGACGAACCCGUCCCGGACGAUCACUGUGCCCCCGGGGUCGAGGGCACCCGAAGGGGCAGGACGGAGAGCGAAAGCACGGUGAAGAAGGUCAAAACGAGCAUUUCCAUCCGCCACUGGGAAACUGAGCUGCGGGAAGUGGCCGAACAGUUCGACGAGGACGGCUCCCAGACACUUAGCUCCGCAGAGCUGAAGGCCGCCUUGCGCCAGUACAUGGAGCUCAAGAAGAGCGCCGCGCAAGGGAUGAUCGACUACACCAACCUCCCGCCGGAGGUGGCCACUGCACUCAAGGAGUUUGACCACGCGCAGGAUGGCAAGGUCACGUCUGUCGAGCUGGUGCGGGCUGCAGCAGAGUCCCGUCAGAUCCGGAGCCAGAAUGCAUUCUUCCGCAAGGCUCUGAUCACCCUGUUGUUUGCUGUGGUGAUCUUGCUCAUCGGCGUCUUUGCAUUGACCUUCGUGGCCAUUGACCUUUCAAAGGAGACCCGAAGCUUGGAGAAUGGGGUCCUCACGGCUGCCUCCAAUGGGCAACGAACCCUGGUUGAUUCGGCCUCCUUUGAGGUUUUACCCGAUGGCCGUAUGGUCGUGCGUGAUUUGGACCAGGACGGCCGUCGCUUGCAGAAUGGAUCUGCUGAAGCGGCAUCGUCGGGCGAGGAUGUUUUGAUCACCGGUGCUGCUCCAGCCAAGGCUCGCGCCCUGACUUCAGUGGUUCCUGACCAGUAUCUUUCCGAGAUGAAGAAGGUCAGGCUCGAACUCGGCGCCGAUGGAGCCACCUUGGAGCUCGACGUGCUGCACUACGUGCGAAAGCUCGAUGCUGGGAGCCAGUGUGGGAGCGUGGUCCACUUGCAGACUGAGUGGGGUGUUCUCAUUCUGGAUGACACCGACAUCUACCUGGACCUCAGCUUGAAGAGGAAAGCUGAAGAGGAACUGGACAUGAGCCUGGAAGGCCUGGAGGGUGACUUCUCCGCCUCCAGCUUCCGGCGCCUCUCGGCGGGUUCGAGCAUCGUCGGCUUGUUCAACUUCAUCAUGGACUACGAGUGGUCGUGCGACAGCACAGCAAAGCCGCUUGAACAGCUUCAGCCCCCCUACAGCUUCACCAUUCGGACAUUGGUCUGGUGCGGAUCCUACUGCAACUCCGAGUUUAUCAGCGGCUCGUCCCUGCCGGGCUUUGCCACAGACCUUGCCACGAGUGAGUACGAGUACGUGGCACAGACCGAGCGAGUGAUAGCCUCCGACACAGAGAUGGUCUCCAUACAGCAAUGGCCUAACUUGCCUGGUGUCGAGAUUUCCAAACAUGUGAACAUCCAGACCGGGCUCGCGCAGGUUGUGAAAACCUUCACGUCAAAGAUGCUGAGUUGCAGCAGCGAGGUGGCUCAGGCGCGUGCAGUCCUUGCUUUUGAUUUUCACGGAGUCCUUGACCGUGAUAUUCGUCAGAGCACAAAUUGGCGCGACGAUUGCCCAGAGUAUCCGGACCGCAACAUUCGCUUUUUGCAGAGGUUGAGUCAGAUUACGGAGAGCAGGCAGAUAUUGGUGGUGGUGCUUUCUUAUUGCCGUCAUUCUGACACAGUAGCUCAAGUUCUCGGCACGAGUUGCAACAGCACUGAUCGGCUCAUCCGUGAAGCAGGAGUUUCAGUCCUCUCGCUACUUUUUAUCACCCGCAAGCCCACGGGUGAAUCAGGAAAGCGGGCGCUGCUGGAGAAGGUCUUUGAUAUUGCUCGUUGUCCCAUUGCCAUUGUUGACGACAGUGCAGAAGUUGUGGACGAGUGUGCCGGAGCAUCAUUCAUCACUCCGUUCCACAUUUCUUUGGCUAAGCGCGGAACGCGAGUUUAUCCUCGAUCUACGGUGCCCAGUUUUUCUGGUCUGAUUGAAGCAGAAGAGUCGCUUUGCAACUGGUGUAUCAACUCUGUUCCGAAUUCCGAGGUGGUGUUGGUUCGGAUAGUGGUUCGGUUGCUAGUAGUUCAGCAGUUGAGGCUAGAGCGUGUUGAGAAUGAGGCUAGAGGUUUGGUUGAAUCCACCGUUGAGCAAAUGCGUGAGCAGUUGCAACAGUACGAACAUCGCUAUGAUGAGAUCCUUCAACAGGGUCGAAUCUUGGAAGAACAGCUCUCUGUAGCUAAGGCCGAGCUAAGCAAGGCCGAAGCAGAACUUCAGGUCGCUCGUGCAGGGUACCAAGAGCUUGAAGCCGCCCUAACCAGCUGCCGGGGUGACAACAACUUGCUGAACUCCCAAAACACCCAGCUACGUGUCGAGUUGCAAGUCAAAGACCGCGAGAUUCAGAGACUUCGCCAGGCUGCUGCAAGCGCCACGAGUCCUGGGUCUUCGCCUCCAACGUCUGAUAGUAGUGGUGCACCUUCAUUGCCGCAAGUUGUCAAUGAGUCAGCCCCUUGCCCUCCUGCGACCGUCCCUCCUGCGACCGUUACCGAUCCUCGUGUUGAUCAGUUGAUUGAUGUCGUACAGCAACUGCUUGCCCAAAGAAAUGGCACGGAUCCAGGAUGCAAUGAUGCAUCUCCUGUUCAUGAGAUCGAAGAGCCUGAAAGGCAAGAGAAGCACAUUGUUGACAGCCGAGCUUUGUUACAUCUCAAGCUUGAGCCGGUUCCUUCCGACGCUGCUGGUUUCCGAGCCUGGAAAAACUCGUUGUUGGUCCAGAUUGCCAAGCUUGACAUGUCAGGCGAAGGUUUGGUUGUUGCAUGGUUGUCUCGGUCUUUCACAGCUGAAAAAGAAGAGCUUACUGAAUCAGGUCUUCUUCCUCGCCUUGAUGCUUGGAUUGCUGGAGAGAUGACUUCCAUGCGUGUGUUGAAGCAAGUGACUGAGUUGGCGCAAGAAGUUAUCGCCUACGUUGAGUUGUGUGGCCAGACAGGGUCCCAGCCGAAAGGUCGAUACAUGCUUGCUCUUCUUGCUCGUCAUUUCAGCAUUGACCGCGUUCGAGGCACUGUGCUGACUGCUUCAACGUUGUUCCAGGUCGAAAUUGGAGGAAACUCCAUUCGAGAUCUCCGGGAUUUUGUGCAGCGCGUUCGGACUGUUCUGUAUUCAAUCCCAAUAGGACAGAGGCCGGAUGAUCGCCUCACUGGCGAAUGGCUCUUCCACCGUGUGAAGCACAUUAGGAAGCUAGAACGUGUCAUUGAUGACAUCAGAGAAUCUGCGCCAGAAUCCCGUCGUCGUGAGUGGAGUUACCUAUGGAACAAGAUACAAGACGUCAUCGUUCAAGAACGAGAAGACACCAAUGCUCAGUCGGUAAUCAAGUCCCUGCAGAUUGCAGCUCCGCAGGCAAAGGAUGGCAUCUGGUUGCAUGCACGGAGAGGAGCCGUUGCGAAGGCAGUCGUGGCAAUGAUUGCCGCCUCAAGCGUGUGCAACAUCCCUGGAAGCAACGCCUUCAGCGUUGGGUGGGCUGCGGAUACAGCUGCUGGUCGGCAUCUUGGAUCGGCACGGGCGUUGGCAGACCGGGGAAUUCCGUCGGAGUCAUACAGGUCGUUUCUUGCGCGCUCAGCGAGCCUUGUUACGUUCCACGCAGGCGGUGGACCUCAGCCCGGUUCGCAGAGCUUGGGAUUUGCGUCCGACAAUAUGCCUCUCGCCAUUCACUACAUGUUGGACAACUGCCCAGUUGUUCGAAGCACUGGCUUGGAUGUUGAAUCUGGGAAGGCCUUCAUAUGGUUACCUGGUUCCCUUCCAUUCUUCGCGCAUGACUUGUCUAAGCUUCGGGUCGACUGCGCCGAAGAAGCCAAGCUUUAUGCCAAGCGCACAGAUGAGCGUGUGCCGAUCUUCACCAGCAAAUGUCAGUUUGUCCAUGGUCUUGCUGCAUCAGCUGAUUUUCUUGACGAGUCGGGUGAGGAAUGCCAAGAGCCUUCGCGUCCCGUUGCCCAUGAUCCAGCUGAAGAGUAUGCCAAAGACCUCCUAACAAAGCGUGGUGAUAUUCAGCCCAAUCAAGUUCGUAAGAUCUUUGGACUUAUGAAACGUGGUUCCGCAUCCCGAGGGAUUGAGCCGAGCGAUGACUCGUCCUUUGCAGUAGGUUGCUUCUGUCGAGGUGGUGUGGUCGGUCUACUGAAGUCCAAGAAAGGGGUCAUCCGGUUUUCCGCCAAAGAUCGACUUCGUGCCACGAAGCCUUGGACUGGUGAUCGACUUGUGAUGGUCUUGUGUGCGGCAAAAGAUCCUGCUUCUCUCGAGCAUGAUGUUUUGGAUGCUCUCAUAGGAGUUGGGUUUCUACUGGACAAUCUUCCGCUGGUUGAUGUCAUUCCCGCAGAAGUUGAUUCGUCCGAGAUACCUUCCUCUUCGUCAGGGGGGUUACCCAAAGAACAUCUUAUCGAAGCAAGCCCUGAUGGUCCUGCUGCGUCUGCGCUUCCUGAAGGGGACAAGCCUCUAGAUUUGAGUCCACCUGGAUUCCCCGUUGUGGAUGAUGCACAUGUCAGUGAUCGAGUUCGCAAACUGAGAGAUGAAGCUGUAAGUGUGAAGCAUCGCUUCUUCCACUUCCCAAAGAACCCGGUCUGUGAUGUGUGCAAUCAAUCCAAGCUCUUGUCCAGAAGAGUGUGUCGCAAGCCUCGUGAUGAGGACUCUGAGCCCGCGUUGCUUGAAGCCUCGGAAUUUGGAGAAGCCAUCGCAGCUGAUCACAUUCAUGUGUUCAAGUCACUCAGCGACUCCAACGCUCCCGGAAGAGAGUAUGUUGUGUUCGAGCAGAUCUCGUUCUGCACUCCUUGCCUGCCCUCAGCCUUGCACUGCGUUGUGUCAGUGUACGGCUGCUCCCAAGUUGACAACAGCAUCCUGGCCUUUAAGAACUCCGCCGACUGGGCCAUUGCCGCAAUGGGUCGAGUGGAGUCGGGCGGGGAGUGGUUCCGGAGGUUUCACAUCUUCCUGAAGGACGAAGGCAUCAGUGAGGCGGCGCGAAAGAUGGCCACCGUGGAGCUCUGGGAGCGGAGCGCCACCAUGGAGCCCUACAAGGGACGUCGAUCAGCUUCUUCACCAACUUCAGCAAGGAGGUGUCCUUGGAGGAGCUCCAGACGAUCAAGGAGGACAUCCAGGAUGACUGCUCGAAGACGGUCGAAGGCCGCGACAGCCGAUUUGCCAAGUUGGCGAACGUCUCGGUUUUGGAUGAGAAGCAGAGCAUUCUGA